Messenger RNA from Rotaria sp. Silwood1, 3414 nucleotides. Lineage: Eukaryota; Metazoa; Rotifera; Eurotatoria; Philodinida; Philodinidae. The record is from the annotation of a GenBank genome assembly.
AUGACAACAUUAUCUGUCAAUAGAAUAAUCUCUACUUAUUCUCACGAUGAAUACAGAUCAAUAAAUAUUGACGAAAACGAUAUUAAUAUAAUUCUUGUCUGCUUUGAUCCGGCCAAUGAAUUCCAUGAUGACAUUGAAUAUUUAAAUAAACGAUUAAAUCAAAUAAAUAACCCUCUUGUUUUUCAUAAUGAACUUGAAUUUUGUAUCACUUCUAUUCAAUCAAUAGAAAAAGAAACAGUCUUUGUCAUUACUUUCGAUUCAUUUGCUUCUCAAAUAUUGUCUCAUAUUAAUAAUUUACAUCAAGUUGAUUGUGUGUUUAUAUAUUCAUCGAAUAAAUCUCAAUAUGAACAUUUACUUUUCGAAUAUUCAAAAAUAAUUGGUAUUUAUGAUAAAUUCGACUUACUUUCUUCAUCAAUUGAAGAACAAAUUGAUUUUGUUGAGAAUAGAUUUCAUAAAUGGACUUUUUUUGAUCAAAAUGAAUAUUUAAUAAAAGAUUUAACAAAACAAUCAAGUAAUUUUCUUUGGCUUCAAUUAUUUCAUAAUGUUAUUUUGCAUUUAUCACGGGAUGAAAAAAGUAAAAAGCAGAUGAUUGAAGCAUGCCGUUUUUACUAUAGAGAAAACUUCAAAGAACUUCCACUGAUCGAUGAAUUCGAACAGAAAUAUCAAUCGAACGAAGCUAUUCGCUGGUAUUUGAAAAGUUCAUUUUUGAGAAAAAUAAUUAAUAGAGCUUUACGAAUGGAAGACACAGAUCUACUUUAUAAAUUAAGAUAUUUUCUUGCUGAUCUUAUUGAAAAUCUCUCUCGAGAACAUCAACAAAUCGUUCAAUCUGAUACAACAAAUUUAAUUCUUUAUCGAAUAAUGAAAUUAUCAAAAACUGAACUCAACAAAUUAAUAGACAACAAACAUAAACUUAUUUCAAUAAAAGAAUUUUUAACAGCAAAUCGUUCUCGUUUAUCAGCAUUGACUUUGACUGCACUAUCUGAAAAACAAAAUGAUCUUAUUACUGUUCUUUUUCAAAUUGAAUGCAAUCUACAAGAGAUUGGUGACUAUGUUUAUUUUGUUGAUAUAACUCAAUUCAAUGAAUCUUUACAUCAAGAAGAUAUUCUCUUUGAUUUAAAUACUACUUUUCGUUUGGAAAAUAUUCAAGAAGAAGAACACAUGUGGAUUAUUAAAAUGACUGCAGUUAAUGAUGGACAAAUUAUCAUACAAAAAUAUAUUGAUGAUAAUCAUCGGCAAAUAGAAGAUCUAACUAUUUCAAUUAUUUUUGGACAAUUAAUAUGUGACAUGAGUCAAUGGAAUCAAUCACAAAUAUAUUUUCAACAUUUGUUAAACGAUUCAUAUGGAGAAAAUUUAGCACAAAUAGAACAUUAUAUUGGUCAAACUCAUCAUUGGAAAGGAGAAUGGAUUGAAGCACGAAAGUAUUAUGAAUCUGCACUUAAUCGAAUAAUAGAAAAUGAGCUAAAUUCUAUCAAAUAUUCCCCUUUUGUACUCUCAGACAUUGGUGAAAUAUUGUAUCUUCAGGGAAAAUAUGAAGAAGCUUACGAUUUUCAUCAACGAGCAUUAACAAUACGAAAGAAAUAUUACUCUUCUGAUCAUGUAAGUAUUGCUUUAUGUCUAGAAAACAUUGGUCUUAUUCAGCAUCAACGACUAAAAUUCGAUGAAGCACUCAUCUUCUUUCAACAAGCUCUGAUCAUUCGAGAAAAAUAUUAUAACUUUCCUCAUGUCGAUAUUGCUACUAAUCUAUGGAACAUCGGUUAUACUUUAAUGGGACAAGAAAAAUUUAAUGAAGCCUUUGAUUAUCAUCAACAAGCAAUGUCAAUCUACGACAAAUAUUAUCCAUCGGGUCAUGUAUAUAUCGCCGAUACUCUUAAUAAUAUCAGUAUUAUUCUUAACCAACAGAUGAAGUACGAUGAAGCUCUCAUAAAUGUGCAACGAGCAUGGGCAUUGCAAAAGAAAUUUUAUCCAUUUGGUCAUAUCGACAUAGUGAUAAGUUUGAAUAACUUAGGAGACAUUAAAUUUGCACAAGAAAAGUAUGACGAAGCGCUAGAUCUAUAUCAACAACAUCUAUCAAUACAAAUGAAAUAUUAUUCGUCUGACCACAUAAGCAUUGUUUACACAUUGAAUAGAAUUGGUUUGGUUUUUCGAAAUGGAAAAAAGAACUAUGAUAAAGCUUUAGAAUUUCAUAGACAAGCUUUCUCAAUAUUAGAGACAUAUUAUCCAUCUUAUUAUGGUCAUAUUGCUCAUAGUUUCAUAUUCAUUGGUCAUAACCUAAAUGAACAAGGAAAAUAUCAUGAGGCUUUUGAUUCUUUUAAACAAGCAUUAGCAAUACAGGAAGAUUAUUACCUUUCUGAUAAUAUUGAUAUUGCUAAUAGUCUUAACAGCAUCGGUAGUGUUCUCUACCAACUGAAAGAAUACGAUCAAGCUUUCAAAUAUCAUGAAAAAGCACUUACAAUUCAACAAAAAUAUUAUAAAUCUAACAAUAUCAAUAUUGCUUAUACUCUUAAUUGGAUGGGUAUUAUCCGAUAUGUUGAAGCUAAGUACAAUGAAGCCUUCGAUUUUUCUCACAGAGCAGAAGAGAUUUGUAAGAAGUAUUCUACGUGUUUCCGAGAUUUUCUUGCUCAUGUUAUCAGUAACAUUGGAAACAUCUUAUUUAAGCAAGAAAAUUAUGAUGAAGCAUUUGAAUAUUAUCAGCAAGCUCUUGACAUUCGAGAAAAUUAUUAUCCAUCUACUUAUAGGAAUAUUGUUCAUACUUUGAAUGAUAUGGGCAAUGUUCGAAAAAGUCAAGAAAAAUAUGAUGAAGCCAUCGAAUUCUAUCAACGAUCCCUACAAAUCUAUCAGAAAUAUUCUUCAUCGCAUCAUUUAGACAUUGCGAACAAACUCAUGGAUAUUGGUAACAUUAAAUUUAAGCAAAGAAAAUAUAAUCAAGCCAUCGAUUAUUAUCAACAGUCAGUAGCUCUUCUUAAUGAGUAUUAUCCUAACAAUCAUAUUAAAAUUGCUGAUGGUCUAGAAUGGAUUGCAUCUUGUUUGAAUCAAGCUGAAAACAAUGAUGAUUCUGCCAAAUAUCUCGAACCAUGUUUACGAAUUAAAGAAGCUAGUCUCUCUCCGGAAAAUUUGGCCAUUGCUAAGACUCUUUCAGCUUUCUCUAUCGUACAAGAAAGUCGACAUGAAUAUGAACUUUCUCUAGCAUAUGAAUUGAAAUGCUUUUUAAUGCACGAAAAAAUUCUUCCACCAGAUCAUCAAAAUAUUGGCAAAUCUUUGUGCAAUAUUGGUGGAAAUUACGAACAUCUUAAACAACCUAAGCUAGCACUUAACUAUUAUAAACAAGCAUUAGUUGUCUAUGAACAAUGUUUACCUGCUUCGAAUGAAGGUCGUUUACAAUUAGAAUCGGAUAUUCAACGACUUUUGGAAGGAUAA